AGCUGAGCAGAAAGUCAUCUGUCGCAUUCACAUUUCGGUUCUGCACCGGUCGAUUUUUUCACGAUUUUUCGUUUAAAUCGUCCGAUAAAAUGAGGCACCUCCGUCUCCGGUUGGUUCAUCUAGUCUAUCUUUUAUUUGCUGUGCCGGAAUUUUGUUUUGCCAAUGAAGUGUUUGGCUGUGGAGGCUUUAUCAAAAAUGCCAACUCGGACCUGGAUUUCAGCAAGGUGGAAGUAGGACUGUACAAUCAGCAGGGUAGCCUUAAAAUCAAAACGGAUUGCUCACCGUCCAACGGGUACUAUUUCAUUCCGCUGUACGACAAAGGGCAGUACGUGCUGAAAGUGAUUCCUCCGCCGGGAUGGAGUUUCGAACCGGAAGAAGUGGCAAUCAAAUUUGACGGAACCACCGAUAUCUGCAGUCAGGGGAAGGAUGUUAACUUUCUGUUCAAAGGUUUUGGGAUCACCGGAAAGGUUGAAAUGUACCGGCAAUCGGUCGGAGCCAAGGGAGUUCAAGUGGAAUUGAGAUCCGAAAGUAAUACUAAAAUUGGACAGACAUUCACCGACAGCAAUGGUAUAUUUUCUUUCACCCCGAUUAAGUCGGGGAAAUAUGUCAUUAAAGUGAAGCACGAUAAGUGGCAUUUUGUACAAUCGGAAUACGGCGUAACGGUGACUACUGGUAAUACGGAAAUCCCUUCCAAGUCUUUAGUCGUAGCCGGAUUCCAGGUGGAAGGCGGUGUAGUCAGCGAUGGGCAACCUUUCGGGAAUGUAGGAUUCCUACUGUAUGCCGAGAAAGGUGCUGAUUCGAUGGUAAAAUGUCCAACGGAAAGUAACUUGAAGGUAACGGGAACGGACCCAAGAUUUGAUAGCGCACCUCGGUGCUAUGUAGAAGCUAAUAAAGCCACGGGCAAGUUUACUUUUCCUAGUGUUUCUACUGGAAAAUAUCGUGUGGUACCACAUUUCACUAGCAAAGAUAUUCAAUUUCACAUCCGACCGGAAGCCAUGGAGUUUACGGUAGGACGGGACAGUGUGGAUUUGUCCGAGAGUUUCGAGGUCACAGGAUUCAGUGUCAGCGGAAAGGUCCUGCUCGCUAGCAGCGGCCCAGGGGUAGCCAGUGCAAAGGUGAAACUCAACGGGCGAGAAAUUGCCACAACCGGAAGCGAUGGCAAAUAUUUGCUCGAUAAUAUCCAAGCGGGAACCUACACCAUUCAGGUGUCGGCCGAUGAUUUACAAUUCAAAGAUCAUAUCGUAAAAAUUUCGCUAAGCAAACCGGCCUUGCCGGAUAUAGUGGUAGCUGGGUUUAAAGUGUGUGGUCAAGUGAUUUCUCAACAAUCUCAUCGGGUUUCUAUCGUUAGGAAAGCUCCAACGUUUCAGGUGGAAAUCCCAACAAAACCAAAUGCCGGAGGCGAAUGGUGCACGUAUCUUGAAAGUGGCCAGUACACGGCACGGGUUGUAACAAGCGAACAGGAACAUGCCGCCGGUAUUCAAUUUUUCCCGUUGACACAAUCUAUCAGCGUUGAUCGAUCACCAUUGGGUGGAAUAAUUUUCUCUCAGCUGCGGGCUACAGUCGAAGGGGAAAUCCACUGCCUAGAUGAUGCUGCUGGUAGUGACUGUUCGCAGGACAUAUCGGUGACGUUAACAGCGCUCGAUUCUAACGGACAUCCAAUUGGUCACCCAUUGAAAACCGACUCCAAAGCUGGUCGGUAUUCGUUUAGUAAUGUUCUUCCCGGAAACUACGAAGUGACUGUCCCAAAGACUAAAAUUUGCUGGCAGUCGAGUUCGCUUAAGAUCAACGUAAAGUCAGCUCAGGAAACUGUGCCGAAAUUUGUUCAGAGUGGAUACGUAGUUUCCAUAAUGGCCAGUCAUAGUACGAAAAUGAACUACAAACAAGAAGGUGUGGAAAAUGCCAAAUUACAAGAUAUUGCAUUGAACCCUGGGUUGAACACAUUCUGUGUGAACGCAGCCGGAAGCUACGCCAUCAACCUGGUUGGGUGCCACAAAUACGAUGAUAACGUUGCUAAAUCGUUUACAACGGCGGAUCCAACUUCACUGACCAUAACGGCAGUGAAGCAUCUGAAUACGGUUAAAAUAUUGGCCGAAGAGAAGCACACCUAUUCGACCAAGGUCUCCAUAGGAAGCUCAAUUAAAACGAUUGACUUUAUUCCAACCGACGAGAUGUUGAAUAACCGGCACGUUUACAAGUACGAUUUUUACCUGGAAUCAGGAGAAAACAUCCACUUGACGCCGUUGAGCGACAUCAUGCUGUUCAGUCCGGUUUGGUUGGAAGUCACUGGUGGACCGGAUUGCACCGAGGUGCCAACGAAAAUCAUUGCCAAUAAAGGUCUUCUGAUCAACGGCAAAACUAAUCCUUCCAUUAGAGAUGCCAAGAUUACGCUACUGUUUCCGAAAAACUCGGAACUCACACCGUUGGUAACGAUGACCAACGCCGCAGGAGAAUUCAAGUUUGGACCGAUCGAUGCUAGUCUGACGGUUGAACUAUCGGCGGAGAAAGAAUCGUACGUGUUUUCCAGCUUCGACAAAGCGACCAACACCUUCAGUGGUCAUAAAUUGUGUGAGAUUAUUGUCACGGUCCGGGAUGAUGCCGGUAAACGGCUUCCGGGAGUGUUGUUGUCUUUAUCUGGCGCGGAAAGUUAUCGAAAGAAUUUAAUUACGGGCGAAGAUGGCACCAUCAAAUUCCACUCGCUGUCCCCAAGCGAAUACUACUUGCGGGCAAUGAUGAAGGAGUACGACUUCAAGCCCAAUUCUAAAUUGAUCGAGGUACAAGAAGGUGCCACGGUUACGGAAGAAUUGAGAGCAACUCGCACGGCUUUCUCCAUUUUCGGAUCAAUUACAUCGCUCAACGGAGAACCGUUUGCGAAUGUUGCGGUAGAAGCCGUGACGGACGAUCGCUGCGGAAAUCAUCUGGAAGAAGGUACCAGCGAGUUCAAUGGUCAGUACCGGAUCCGUGGUUUACAGCCCGGCUGUCAGUAUCGCGUUCACGUACGAACGAACGCACCCAAUUCGAACGUGGAUCGUUCCAUUCCGAAGGAAAAGAUUAUCACCAUCGAGAAGGGUGACAUUCGUGACGUCAACAUGAUUGCCAUCAGUCCACUGACGUUCGUAGAUGUGACCGUUCGAGUACGGGCAUCGGAAAACGACUACUACAAAACACUGAAAAUCUUUCUGUACAAAACGGGCAGUGAUUCGCCGGUUCACUCGCAGCGCAUCGAGUCGCCGCUGAACCCGAAAAGCAAAAUCAAUCCGGGAAUAAUGGUGUUCUUCCCGCGUAUUCCAUUUGACGGCAAAACGUACUACCUCGAACUAACUACGAGCCUGUCGGAGAAAAACUACCGAUACAAUCUUCCAACGGUUCAGUUCAGCGCCAACAGUAGCAGCUACUUCACCGAAAUGCACUUCCGUCCGGAGCUCCGUACGGCCGAGAACGAUCUCAACCAAAACUCACUGUCGGCCAUCAUUCUCAUCUUCAUCGUGGGCUUCAUUUUCUUCAAACAGGACCUUGCCCUGGAACUACUCGGUAUGGUUUGGAGUAAGGUUGGUGCCGGUAUCGGGGAAAUCGUUAGCCGAUCCAAACCGAAGGAACAAAAGUACGAACCGGGGGCGAUCGAUGAAAAAGAGAUCGACAAACUUGCUUCCAGCAUCAAUGCAAUCAAGAAGAAAAAGGUGAAGAAGGCCAAUUGAGCAGCCACCGGCCGGGAACUGAACUCAAUAAUUUUACGGGCGGUAAAAGCUACGGAAAUUGAAACUUAUAGUCACAAUAGAUAAGAGGUGAAAUAAAUUUGCUAAGUUAGUUUACCCUGGAAAA
This is a messenger RNA of Malaya genurostris, 3816 nucleotides long. RefSeq names its product BOS complex subunit NOMO3. The record is from RefSeq and is a predicted model, not a curated record. NCBI's taxonomy places the organism in Eukaryota, Metazoa, Arthropoda, Insecta, Diptera, Culicidae. Gene Ontology annotation, molecular function: carbohydrate binding. Gene Ontology annotation, cellular component: endoplasmic reticulum membrane. Bases 90 to 3692 code for a protein of 1200 amino acids. The transcript is spliced from 4 exons.